Vespula pensylvanica (western yellowjacket) is the source of this 2017-nucleotide messenger RNA. RefSeq names its product glycine receptor subunit alpha-3 (gene Hiscl1). Gene Ontology annotation, molecular function: transmembrane signaling receptor activity; neurotransmitter receptor activity; extracellular ligand-gated monoatomic ion channel activity. The record is from RefSeq and is a predicted model, not a curated record. Gene Ontology annotation, cellular component: synapse; membrane; neuron projection. The transcript has 9 exons. Gene Ontology annotation, biological process: chemical synaptic transmission; chloride transmembrane transport; regulation of membrane potential. Bases 148 to 1443 code for a protein of 431 amino acids. Lineage: Eukaryota; Metazoa; Arthropoda; Insecta; Hymenoptera; Vespidae.
UCUAUUCCCUUUCUAUUUCUCAAACUUCCUCUUUCUCUUUCUUUCCCCUCCUCCUUCCUUUUCUUCAUCCCUAAUAUCCCUUCGACGAUACUACAAAAAACGUUUUGAAAAAUCGUACGAAAGGAUGCAUUGAAGGAUAAAGAAAGAAUGUCGACGGAAGGAGCACACGGAAGAGGCAUGACUUCCGCAAUCCUCUCCACGUUUCUUCUUCUUCUUCUUUUGCUACUGGACCGCACCGCAGAUGCACAGAGAAGCUUAGAAUUCUUCGAUCUUCUGCCGGAGGAUCCAAAACUUUACGAUAAAAUGAGACCACCGAAAAAAGAUGGACAAGCAACCGUCGUCUAUUUUCACGUCACCGUAAUGGGUCUCGAUUCGAUCGAUGAAAAUUCAAUGACCUACGCUGCGGACAUAUUUUUUGCUCAAACGUGGAAGGACAACAGACUGAGACUACCAGAGAAUAUGACUUCGGAGUAUAGAUUAUUAGAAGUCGACUGGCUGAAGAACAUGUGGCGACCUGAUUCCUUUUUCAAGAAUGCCAAAUCGGUGACCUUUCAGACGAUGACGAUACCAAAUCAUUAUCUCUGGCUCUACAAAGACAAAACUAUCCUAUAUAUGGUGAAAUUGACAUUAAAGCUCUCUUGCGCUAUGAACUUCUUGAUUUAUCCGCACGACACGCAGGAGUGUAAACUGCAAAUGGAGAGCCUGUCUCACACGACGGAUGAAAUGAUCUUCCAAUGGGAUCCCGAUGUACCACUUGUUGUCGAUGAGAACAUAGAAUUGCCCCAAUUACAGCUCGUGAAGAACUAUACGGCUGACUGCACGCAAGUCUAUUCCACUGGUAACUUCACCUGCUUGGAAGUGGUAUUCGUAUUGAAACGACGACUCGGUUAUUAUCUCUUUCAUACAUAUGUUCCCACGUGUUUAAUCGUAAUCAUGUCGUGGGUCUCAUUUUGGAUCAAACCAGAAGCUGCACCAGCCAGAGUGACCUUAGGAGUGACAUCGUUGCUGACCUUAUCGACUCAACACGCGAAGAGUCAAGCCUCUUUACCACCGGUCUCCUAUUUAAAAGCUGUCGAUGCCUUUAUGUCGGUCUGCACGAUAUUCGUGUUCAUGGCAUUGAUGGAAUAUUGUCUGGUGAACAUCGUUCUCGGUGAUUCCGAUGCGCCGGCAGCAAAACCACCACCACCUCCGGCACCGCCAUCUUCUAGCGCUGCCGACUCUGCUAAACUUGAUAAAAUCUUCGAUAUUGCAACUAAGGAAAAUGCAAUGUUGUUGUCCGGUCGAUCGCAGAAGUCGAAUUCAGGUCCACCACCAGGACCAACACCGGCUCAGAAAGCAAGAAUGAGGGCCUUGAACAUCGAUCGGGUCUCACGUGUUUUCUUUCCUUUUCUUUUCGCUGUAUUGAACGUCACUUAUUGGAUAAUGUUUGCUGAAUAUAUUUAAAAUCUUCUUUUAUCCGAUAAUUUGCGGAAAGAGAGAGAAAAAGAGAAAUAUCGGAAUGCAAGAUACGCGUUUAAAACGAGAAGGAGUGAGAAAGAUGAAAUGUAAAAUUGAAUGUAUGUAAAGAGUGUAUGUGUGUGAAAGAGAAAAAGAGAGAAAGACAAAAAGAACGAACACACAUUUGUUAUUAAAAAGAUGACAUCAAGUCGUAAACGAAAAGGAAAACUACAAAAAAAAGAAAAGAAGAGAAACCUAGCUUAUUUUUAACUCGAAAAACUCGUGUAUCGUUACAAGAUGCAUAAACGAUAGAUAAAAACGUAUUAUGUAGAUAUAUCUCGCGCUCUUUUUUCUCUAAAUAAAUGGCUAUCUAAAAAAAAAAAAAAAAAGAAAGAAAAAGAUCAAUUAUCGAUAAAGAAAAAUUUGGACGCCAAAUACGAACGAUCGUCGCGAUCGAAGAUCGAGAUAUCGAUUCGUUGAUCUAUCGCGAUAAGAAAAAAAAAAGUGAGAGGAGUUAGGUGAAGUCGAAUCUGUAAUUAAUUAUUAUUAAAGGGUUUUCGCUUAAAAAAAAAAAAAAAAA